AUGAAGUGCAUCGCGAUUGCUACCGCCGUUGCGGCCUUUGCCAACGUUGCGCAAGCCCACUACAUCUUCCAAACUCUUACUGCCAAUGGUGCCAAGGGUGCUCUUUUCCAGAACAUUCGCCCCGUCCCUAACAACAGCCCUGUUACCGACCUUGCGGAUAAGAACUUGAGGUGUAAUGCAGGAGGGAACUCAGGUAGCGGCACUACAACCGUCUCGGUAGCUGCUGGCUCCACCGUCUCGUUCACCGCAGACCAGGCGGUCUACCACCAGGGACCUGUCACUUUCUACAUGACAAAGGUCGACUCUGCAGCUGCCGCAGACGGAUCCAGCGACUGGUUCAAGAUCAAGGAGAUCGGACCCACCUUCUCUGGUGGCCAGGCUAGUUGGGACAUGAGUGCUACGUACUCUACGACCAUUCCUUCGCAGAUCCCUGCCGGAGACUACCUGCUCCGCAUCGAGCAGCUCGGUAUUCACAACCCUGGUAGCCCGCCUCAAUUCUACAUCUCGUGCGCUCAAGUGAAGGUCACCGGCGGCGGCUCUGGAAAGCCCUCUCCUACCACCAAGAUCCCCGGCCACGUCAAGAGCACCGACUCUGGUUACACUGCGAACAUCUACAACAACUUCAACUCCUACGUUGUUCCUGGACCUAAGUUACCAAACCUCGCUGCCUGCUUUGAAGUUCCUCCACACUCACUACAUAUGGCUGCUGGCCCUCCCUUCGGUCAACCUUGGCUUGCGAACGUCGGUAACAACCCCAACAUCAACCGCGAACCUCCACCUCCUCCUACCAACGCCGGCCCGGUACCUCAAGCACAACAUCCGAUUACAGCUGCAGGAGGAGCCCAAGUUGUCGUAGAACAACAACACGCCCCUGUUUACGGUCCUCCUCUACCCAUCGGUAUCGGCGCCCCAGCAUUCGGUGGUGUCGCCAUAGGUGCGUUUCCACCUGUUUUUCCACCCGUCGGCAUCAUGGACCCAUUUAUGAUGGGCGGCAUGAUGGGCGGUUACAUGGGGCCUGGCGGUGGACCACUCGCUCCUGUCCGCGCAGGCAACUUUCUUCCGGGUGCUCAUCACGGUAUAGGCUUUGGUAUGAAUGCCAACGGUGUUCCGUUCCCACCACCACCACCUGGCGCCAUCGCCGGGGUUAUCCCCCCUUUUGCUCCUGCUGCACCGUUAUGGGCGGGUGGAGGUCUCGCAUUCGGAAACGUACCUGCGGUAGGAGGAGUUGGAGUCGGCGGAAUGAUGCCUGGUAUGAUGAUGGGCGGUGGCAUGAUGGGCCCUGGCCUGGCAGGCUCACAACACUUCCGUCCAGCGCCCAUGUUCAUUGACGGAAACCACGGCCACCCAGCUCAGCCUGAACAACAAGACGUUAGUCAGAUUUCCGGUGGUAUCCCUCCGGGUGUCAUGCUGGUUGAAUCGGCUGAACACACCAUCUUCUAUCGCAUCACAGGCAAUAUCUGCCCUUGGCUUUCUCCAGGCACACCACUUACUCUAGAGCCGCUUGCUGCAGCAAGCACUACGGGUCUCAAUCGUCUCAUUCAGAUCUGCAAUGAUGGUACACCAGCUGAUGAAUUGGAGAACUGCGCGGUUACUGAGUGCAUCGAGUUAGCCAAUGGAUUAUGGGAGAAGGGUCAGACGUUCAAGUACAACGAUGCUGUCUCUAGGGUGUUGACUUUGAAAGAUGCUGGAUGGGACAAUACAAGGAAUAGGGCGAACGGCAAUUCCCUUCAUCUUUGGGGCCACCGUAUCUAA
Molecule: messenger RNA, 1752 nt
Organism: Alternaria burnsii
Lineage: Eukaryota; Fungi; Ascomycota; Dothideomycetes; Pleosporales; Pleosporaceae
Exons: 4
Coding region: 1-1752 (583 amino acids)
Source: RefSeq, a predicted model, not a curated record